This is a messenger RNA of Cucurbita moschata (crookneck pumpkin), 890 nucleotides long. RefSeq names its product 30S ribosomal protein S6 alpha, chloroplastic-like. Gene Ontology annotation, molecular function: small ribosomal subunit rRNA binding; structural constituent of ribosome. Bases 6 to 707 code for a protein of 233 amino acids. Gene Ontology annotation, biological process: translation. Gene Ontology annotation, cellular component: ribosome. The record is from RefSeq and is a predicted model, not a curated record. The transcript has 2 exons. NCBI's taxonomy places the organism in Eukaryota, Viridiplantae, Streptophyta, Magnoliopsida, Cucurbitales, Cucurbitaceae.
CCUGAAUGUUCUAUUAUCCAUAUCUACUUUCAUUUCAACGAUUCCGCUGUGCCAUCGCGUUGUCGCCACUGAAUUCCGAGUGUGCCUCUACAGCAAAGCUCCCCCAGAUUGUAAUGGCUUUCACUUCCACUCUCAUCACCGCCUCUUCUUCUUCAACCUCUCUUCUCUUCCCCUUUACCCUCACACCCUCCAAACCCCUCUUUCCUCCCAACCGAAUCGCCCCUUCUUUGGGUCUCGGAUUGUCCGUGAAAGCCCAGACUCUUGAAUUCUCAGGUUCGUUCUUCGAAGGUGGAUUUGGGGCUGAGGAUGAGCCGCCGGCCCCUCCAGGGACAGGAUUCGCCGAUGCCCUUGAAGAUAAGGAGGAGCCUCAGUGUCCUCCUGGUCUUCGGAAGUACGAGAGCAUGGUGAUUCUGAGGCCUGAUAUGUCUGAAGAUGAAAGACUCGCUCUCACCCAGAAGUACGAAGAGUUGCUUGUUGCUGGUGGUGGCAUGUAUGUGGAAGUAUUCAACAGAGGGCUCGUUCCACUAGCAUAUAGCAUCAAAAAGAAGAACAAAGCCGGUGAAACCAACACUUACAUGGAUGGCAUCAACCUCCUCUUCACCUACUUCACAAAACCGGAAUCGAUGAGAGUUCUCGAGGCAGCGCUUCAAGCAGACGACGAUGUCAUUCGAUCAAUGAGUUUCAAGGUAAGGAAUCGAAAAUACUAGACCAUUUAUUUGACACUGUAAAUCAAAUUUCUUGGUGUUUCACGUCAUGUUUUGUACAAUUUGAUUCAAAGCAAUGUGUAGUUGCUGUUUGUGCUUUUCCUUUUCCGAUGGAGUGCUGCUAUUGUGACAACUCUAUGGCCAUUUAGCCUUUAUCCAUAACCAUCUGAUUGCUGUUCUUUUUAA